AUAUCCUGUGUAAACUUCCUAUCAUCUGUUGGUUUGGCUCGCACGGCGUGUAGGAAGCUGGUGUUGUAGUGCUUCCUCGAACAACGCACACAUUUAUGCUACAAAAUUGUCAGGAAACCGAAGACAAAGUGGACAUUAGUCUACAGCUGCUACAUUGCCUUACCAGAACACAGAAGGAAAUACGAGGCUUCCUUGUUCUAUGCAGACAUGGCAGAAAAGGAAUCAUCGGAAGAUGUUCCAAAGCGACCAGCUACUAGCAAAGCGAGAGACAUUCCUGUUAAGGAAGGUGCUCGCUUUCGAUCGCCCAGUCAAAGUAGUAAUGGUGACACCGGGGACGGACACUCGCCACACCGUGAGGAUGCGAAUCCGGCAAAGAAGCAGCAUUGUGCCACCAAUGUCCCACCACCCUUGAAUGCGACACCAGGAUAUGUACCAGAAUCACCUCCGAAAUUUGUAACACUGAAUCAGAUCAUGGGAAACAUGCACUUGGCACACGAGAUCGCUAUGGAUGGCAAUUUCCAGUUGAAGCAGGCGGAGUUUCCCGAACGCAGCUUGGAAAAAACUGUGAAGGAAAUGGUUCACAAGGCGUACUGGAAAAUCCUGGAUGAGGAGCUUAAGGAAGACCCUCCAAAGUAUGGGCAUGCGCUGAAACUUCUAGAAGAAAUGAGAGAGAGCUUGCUUGAUCUUCUGAUGCCUCAUAAUGUGCGACUACGGGCUGAGAUUGAAGAAGUAUUAGAUAUGCACCUCAUAAAGCAACAAGUGGAGCACGGGGCAUUGGAUUUUGACCGCUACGGAAGAUUUGUUAUUUCUGUUAUGGCUAGAAUUUGUGCACCUUUCCGAGACGAAAGCGUCCGAAAGCUCUUGGACAUUAGGGAACCUGUAGCACUUUUCAGAGGGAUUAUAGAACUGCUUCAAGAAUUUCAUUUGGAUAAUGCUAAUUUCCUGAUCCGUCAAGUGAGGCCGUACAUCCAAGCUCAUUCUGCAUCGUAUGAGCAGGAGAAGUUCAAGGAGUACCUUGAAACUCAGUCAGGUAUUAAUCCUGACCAAGAUACAGUUAAAGCCACCCGUGCAUGGCUCAAGAGGAGCUUUGAUGAGCUUUGUGAGGCCAAAUCGCAACACAGCCCCGACCCCGUGAGCAACAAAACUUCCAAGGGACCAAGUUUUGCUCGGGUCCUUUCCAGGGCCUACAUGAAACUUCUCUGCUGGAAUGAAGACUGGGAAUACCCAGAGACGCUUGCUCUAGAUCGGGCCCGAUACACGGAGCUGGCGGAAAAGGUCCUUGAAGCAACGCUAGUGUCCAGUGUUCUACUGGUGACAUACAGCAUUGGUGGUAUUGCACUGCAAAACAUAUCGGAAUUCAAAGACGAGCUUAAAAGUCACGUUCAAGUUCUGCUUCAGGGUGCCUCCGAAUGCAGUGAGGACGAACUCAAGGAGAAAUUGAAGAAUGUGGCUGAACAAGUGAUUAAAGAAGUUCAGGAACGUCUUCAAAAACACGGCUACAAUCCGAUGCACUUCAGCCAGGAGCGACUUCUGUAUGACAACGUGCAAGAUGUUGCAUCUUCAACGCAUAGAGUCCGUGAGCUUCUCAGCUCUAGAAUCCUGGAGUUUGUUGAGCUGGCUGUUUCAUCAUCAUCUGUGGCAAACCCUACAAAGAUACCACCAGGCCUUUCAGCGCUAGAGAAGGAAUUGACGGCAAUCACAGGGUCCUUCCUCAGGCUCGUUUCCCACAACAAGGCUGUACACUGCGAAAUGUACGCAGAUAUCAUCGCACGACUUAAAGAGUCGUAGGCAAAAAGGAUGAAACCACAGGAAUGUUGUUCAGAACAUGAUGCAGCGAGCUGCUAUCGCAACCGGCUGUCAUAGAUUGCGCAGCCAAAAGCAAUACCGGUGCACUCGUAUGGUAAAGACCACACCGCAAUGGAGCUAUACCAGCGUAGCUGUGUAAGCUACUGUUUGAGAAAUGCAGCUAAUGACUGCUGCAAAAAUUUCCAAAUUGCGCACAGUAAAUGUAAAAAGUUAACUUUUAUGGUUCAAUUUCCUGCCUUAUUUAAUUUUUUUUCUAUCAAGUAUCAUAUCAUAUAAAUGGCAAUGUACAGUCGCGCCUCGUUAAUAUGGACGGCUCAAAAUGUAGACAAUUUUUAUUGGGACCAGAUUUUUUUCUGUACAUUUAUAUAUACUUCGUUUUUGGACAAUGGACAGGACAAUAUGGUACCAAACCUAUACAGCUCUAUGCAAAGGUGCCGAUUGCGGGGGGGGGAGCUCCCCCGGAACUUUCCCAGGGGGUGCCAGGCCCCCUCCGGGAGGUCUACCCAGCUGACACUCAAGAUAAAAGUUUCGAGGGACAUCCUAAGAAUCGCGUGUUUCAUGCGAGUGAUCAUAAAAAUACCUGUAAAAAUUUGCCUCACAACGUCGCAGCACGGAAUUCCCGACACCCUGCCCGACCUCUGUGCAUAAAGGUGGGGAUGUUGUGCAACGGCUCCCUCUGGCAGAUUGAAAACUCUCGGCUUAUGGCUCUAUCUAUUUCUGUGUCGUUAUUAUGGACAUGUAUCAGUAUCGAAUCGAGGGAACUUGCACAUCAUUGAGCAACACAGGAACGGGUCAAAACGAGGACAUCGGAGUCGGAAGGCCCCUCAGGCAAGCAAGCUAGCAAGUUUCUCUUGCUGAGAUCUUAUAUAUUUUGAGUUGCACAUCAUUGUAAGCAUGUGAACAACAGCCAAAUUAUGUUUUCCUUCGCACAAUAAAUUUUAUGUUGUUUUUCUGGAAUACUUGAUAAUAUGAAUGACCUGCUUCAUGGACAGCUUUUUGUCGGGGACGAAAGUAUCCAUAAUAACGAGGCAUGACUGUAUUUGUUCAUGUGGUGCAAGGUCCAGUCCUAAGUACUAGAAAAACAAAAAAGGUAUGGGAAACUAGACGGUGGUACGGCAUGUGUCGACUUCCGUACAGCACUCCGUUCCAUGGCUAAUCGAUCUUACGAAUGUUUGAGGCUGGGAGCUUCACUCGUGACAGACCACAACAGACAGACUUUAUAAAAGGGACGAGGUCAUGAAGCUAAGCUACUAUGAACCCAUAAUCUGACAAGCACUAACAAACGAUAACUUGGUGCAGUAUAGUGCUGUAGAUGUCGUUCAUUCAACUGCUUUUGUGUUUGAAAUAAAAAUGUCUUCUGAAUAGUGA
Molecule: messenger RNA, 3174 nt
Organism: Ornithodoros turicata
Lineage: Eukaryota; Metazoa; Arthropoda; Arachnida; Ixodida; Argasidae
Product: T-complex protein 11-like protein 1
Exons: 10
Coding region: 208-1788 (526 amino acids)
Biological process (GO): signal transduction
Source: RefSeq, a predicted model, not a curated record